Molecule: messenger RNA, 1671 nt
Organism: Exophiala aquamarina CBS 119918
Lineage: Eukaryota; Fungi; Ascomycota; Eurotiomycetes; Chaetothyriales; Herpotrichiellaceae
Exons: 4
Coding region: 1-1671 (556 amino acids)
Biological process (GO): transmembrane transport
Cellular component (GO): membrane
Molecular function (GO): transmembrane transporter activity
Source: RefSeq, a predicted model, not a curated record
AUGAACUUUUCCCAGGUCGAGAAGGAGCAGGACGUCGUAGAAGCACAUGAUGCACCUCCGACUACAGACGUCGGCGAAGGAAGUCUGUCCGACAAGUACAAGGUCGACACAGUCCACACAGAUGAGGCGAUGAAGGUCUUGGCUGCAUAUUCCGGGAAUCAACAUUGGACUGCGCAAGAAGAGAAGAAAGUUAGGACCAAGAUUGAUCGACGCCUGCUGCCAAUCCUCGUCGUCACAUAUGCACUGCAGUACUAUGAUAAAACAAUGAUUUCUCAAGCAGCACUCUUCGGACUCCGCAAAGACCUCGAGUUGACUGGAAAUCGAUACUCCAUGGCCUCUGCCAUCUUCUUCCUAGGAUUCAUCUGUGGAGCGUACCCGGCUUCUCAAUUAGCCCAGCGAUAUCCGAUCGAGCGGGUCGCUAGUAGCCUGGUAUUGCUCUGGGGCAUCUGCUUCCUCUUGACUGCUGCUUGUUUCUCCUGGCAGAGCCUCUACGUCCAGCGAUUCUUCCUCGGUUUCCUCGAAGCCGGAGUGAGCCCUAUCUUUAUGCUUAUGGUCGGCCAGUUCUAUAAAAAAGAUGAGCAAGCAUUGAGAAUGGGUAUUUGGUACGCUGCCUCUGGGAUGAUAACGCUCGUUUCCCCUGUUCUCAAUUAUGGCCUUGGUCAUAUUGAAGGUUCUCUAUCGCCGUGGAGAUAUAUGUACAUUGUUGGUGGCGUGGUUACCACAAUGUGGUCGGCCGUAGUCUAUUUUUGCAUGCCCCCGGAUCCGAUACGUGCCAGAGGCUUCCACGAGCGAGAGAAGUAUAUUGCAGUUGCUCGCCUUCGAAUCAAUAACAGCGGAGUGCGCAAUACACAUUUCAAGAAGCAACAUGUCCUAGAACUAUGCCGAGACGAGAAAUUUUGGCUGAUUUUUGCUCAAGCCUUUUUGAGCAUGAUUGCUUCAGGACCGGUCAACACGUUUAUGCCCAUUAUCAUUUCUGGAUUUGGCUUCAAUACUCUCAAUAGCCUCCUUUUAACCAUCCCCGCUGGGGCCGUUGGUGGUGCAAUCAUCCUGUUUACCACAUACACAUCAUACAAGUUCCGCAAUACGAGGACAAUUGCCAUCCUUUGUUGCGAACUCCUUGUUAUCAUGGCAUCAUUACUCUUGUGGAAACUCCCUCGAGAUGCGGAAGGCGGCCUCCUCUUUGCGGUGUACCUGAUGACAGGCUACAGUGGAGGCUGGGGUGUCAUCAUGGGAUUGUCCAUUGCCAACUCCGCUGGAUAUACCAAGCGAGUCGUCAGCUCAUCUGCCAUCCACGUUGGGUAUUGCCUUGGCCAAUUUACUGCACCACUUCUGUUCAAGCCCGAAGAUGCGCCUGAAUAUCUUCCUGGGUUUAUUGCAGUCCUAGUAACUGCGGCAGCGUCGGCGAGUCUCAACAUCCUGUACCGUUUCAUCUGUAUCUGGCAAAACAAACGUCGAGAUCAGUCUGGCAUUCUGGAGGGUUAUGACCACGCAUAUGAAGAUGACGUGACUGACAAGAAGGUAAGUGCGAAUCAACUGCGCUUUCACCCUCCACGGGAUCUGCAGACAACUUGUAAGCCCACUGACUUUGGAGCAACAUGCAGAAUCCGCAGUUUAGAUACGUUUACUAGCCACCGUGGUUCCACAUGGAAGCUGCGGCAGGUCAAUAUGUAG